AUGACGAUCCUCGCCUUCAUUUGGUGCGCGCCGAGCCGCCGCCUCGUCGAAGAGGACCUCUGGAAGCAACUCUUGCUCGUCGACAGCUCGGUCACCAAUACACCAGGUCGUCACCCGCAGCUCGGCGACGUCCAGCAGCACAUCAAGACGUUCGAAGCGCAAAUGUACCUCGCGUCCGACACGGAGAUUGACGGGGAUGGAAAGCGCAUCAAGUUCUUUACGUACGGCGCCCGCGCGUUUGCCGAGGUGGGCAAGGUCCAGAUCCUCACCUUCAUGUGCAAGCUCAUUCACAACCGACCGCCGAGUGCAGAGAUGCUCCACGAACUCGCCAUCGAAAUGCGCAACGAGCGCGAGUGA
Molecule: messenger RNA, 357 nt
Organism: Saprolegnia parasitica CBS 223.65
Lineage: Eukaryota; Oomycota; Saprolegniomycetes; Saprolegniales; Saprolegniaceae
Exons: 3
Coding region: 1-357 (118 amino acids)
Cellular component (GO): nucleus
Source: RefSeq, a predicted model, not a curated record